AGUUAAUGGUUGUUUUAUGUAGUUGAUGUAAUUCAAUAUUUCAUUUCACCAAAAAGAAAGAAGAAAAAAAGAGUACCCAGCUUAAACACGGUCUGUCUUCACAAGAAUUAAUUCAAUGAGAAAUUGAUUAAAAAAAAAAGAGAGAAAUGGGCACUUUCUAUCUCUACUCUCAUCAUCUUCUUCUUCAUCCUACGACUUCUCCAAAUUUGACAACCCUAAUUCCCUUAAACGGAAAACGCAAAUUUCUCUCUUCCCCAAAACACUCUUCUCCUUCUCCGUUCCUCUGUUUCUCCUCUAAAAACAAUCCUUCCCCUUCCGGCGAUAGCGUUCCCAGUAACUUUUGCAUCAUUGAGGGACCGGAGACUGUUCAAGAUUUUGUGAAGAUGCAGCUUCAGGAAAUUGAAGAUAAUAUAAAGAGCAGGCGCAAUAAGAUCUUUCUCCUCAUGGAAGAGGUAAGGAGAUUACGGAUACAACAGCGGAUAAAGAAUGUGAAAGUUAUCAAUGAGAAUGGCGAAGAAGAAACAGAUGAGAUGCCUGACAUUCCAUCUUCAAUUCCUUUUCUCUCUCAUGUGACACCAAAGACAAUGAAGCAGCUCUACUUCACAAGCCUGGCAUUUAUAUCUGGAGUAAUUGUAUUCGGAGGCCUUAUUGCACCAACACUGGAGCUGAAAUUAGGUCUAGGAGGCACCUCAUAUGAAGAUUUCAUAUGCAACAUGCAUCUACCAUUGCAGUUAAGUCAGGUCGAUCCGAUCGUGGCAUCCUUUUCAGGGGGUGCAGUGGGUGUUAUUUCAGCCUUGAUGCUAAUUGAAGCCAACAAUGUUGAACAACAAGAGAAGAAAAGGUGUAAAUAUUGCCACGGAAAUGGAUAUUUGGCCUGUGCAAGAUGUUCUGCAAGUGGUGUAUGCUUGAGCAUUGAUCCUAUAUCUGUAUCCAGUGCUUCUGGUCAUACUUUGAAAGUGCCCACUACUGAAAGGUGUCCAAACUGCUCUGGUUCAGGAAAGGUGAUGUGCCCAACUUGUCUGUGCACCGGGAUGCUGAUGGCUAGCGAGCAUGACCCACGAAUUGAUCCAUUUGACUAAGAAGAUCGGUUCCUCAAGGACUGCUCUCCACUCAUAAGAAGAAAAUGAAAGAUAGAGAGUAGGGAAAUGUGGGAGGAAUGUUCUUAUAUGAUUGCAAAUGUCAUAACUAGUAAUGACUUAUGGAUUCUCCUCCUUACUCCUAUUCCGAAAGAUACAAGUAAUAAUAUGUUCCCUUGUUAUUGUGAGAA
This is a messenger RNA of Gossypium raimondii (Peruvian cotton), 1267 nucleotides long. RefSeq names its product protein ORANGE-LIKE, chloroplastic. NCBI's taxonomy places the organism in Eukaryota, Viridiplantae, Streptophyta, Magnoliopsida, Malvales, Malvaceae. The coding region runs from base 147 to 1079 and encodes 310 amino acids. The transcript is spliced from 8 exons. Gene Ontology annotation, cellular component: chloroplast membrane. The record is from RefSeq and is a predicted model, not a curated record.